Messenger RNA from Erpetoichthys calabaricus (reedfish), 740 nucleotides. RefSeq names its product serine incorporator 5-like. The record is from RefSeq and is a predicted model, not a curated record. Gene Ontology annotation, cellular component: membrane. Lineage: Eukaryota; Metazoa; Chordata; Cladistia; Polypteriformes; Polypteridae. The transcript is spliced from 3 exons. The coding region runs from base 208 to 477 and encodes 89 amino acids.
UGUGAUUUCAGAUACUUAUUCAAGCCCACAGUCUCACAUGGCUACACUGACUGGAUGUACAAAACCGCAUGAAAUAAAUGAGAAAUUCAUAAAACAGUUCAAAAACUUUAUAAAUUGGCAAAUGAACUUAAUACUUUUUCUUAGAAAGACAAUUCCUGUGUUUUAUAUUAUUCUCUUUUCACAGGUGAUAACACGAAUAAUGCCUUCAUGGCCCCAUUUCAAGGUGUGAAUGAUAAUAGUGGGCAGAAAGUGUUUUAUGAUGAGAAAGAGAAUCUUAUCUAUAGCUACUCUCGCUUUCACUUCAUUUUCUUCCUUGGAUCUCUUUAUGUAAUGAUGGUCAUCACUGACUGGGAUGGUUUGAGUUUCUCAAAUGACGAAUCUACCAAGAAUGAGACUGCUUUUUGGAUCAAGAUGAUUUCUUCCUGGGCUUGCUUCCUGUAUAACAUCAUAAUGCUUUUCUGUCACUCUGGAAAAUAAAGCAUCACAGGUUUCUUUAUGAGGACACCAAACAUUACACUCCGUGGUCAGUUCUGAAAACAUUACUUAGGAAUGGUGUGAAAAGUGGGACAAAAGUCAAUAUUUUGAUGUGCCCUUCUUUGGGCUGAGAGAAGCUGCCCAUGACUGCUUGGCUUAAGUCACUUUGGGCCGUUACUCUCACAUCAUUUGGAAGAGUAGAUUUCCAAAAAAAGUCAAACCACAAUCAGCAUCCAGGUAUUUCCACAAAUCUCUAAUUCACAUAA